Messenger RNA from Penicillium pulvis, 1079 nucleotides. RefSeq lists its product as uncharacterized. Bases 79 to 957 code for a protein of 292 amino acids. Lineage: Eukaryota; Fungi; Ascomycota; Eurotiomycetes; Eurotiales; Aspergillaceae. The transcript has 3 exons. The record is from RefSeq and is a predicted model, not a curated record.
CUAUUCCUUCAGGCUUUCCCCCCCCCCCCAAAUUCUUUUUCCCUUCCCCCUUCACCUCACUCUCGGCAUCACCACACCAUGUCUCCCACCGAUUCUAAGGCCGAACAGGCCACUGUUCAAGUUAAUGUUGAUGAGCUGCGCGCUUCUAAGGAUGCGAUGCUCAUGCGGUUGAUGUCCCUCCAAGCUUACAUUGCCGACCUGAGCAAAGCUUACUUGGAGCAUGCCAACAAUGUCAUCAGCGGUGGCCCUGCCACCAUUGAUAUCCCUGCUGUGCCCGCCGGGUUAAAUGUCAGCCACUUUGAACGGGCCAGCAGCCCCGGUGCGAAGUCUGAGACCGGCACCAAGAAGCGCAAGCGUGCGCCCGUCGACCCCAAUGCACCCAAGCGUGCCUUGACCCCGUACUUCCUGUACAUGCAGAGCAACCGCUCGAAGAUCGCCGCGGACCUUGGCGACGUCGCCAAGCCCAAGGAUGUGGCCGAUGAGGGCACCCGCCGCUGGCAAGAGAUGCCUGCUUCGCAGAAGGAGAUCUGGAAGGAGCUUUACCUGCAGAACUACGAGAAGUACAAGGUCGAUAUGGCCGCUUACAAGGCUGGCAAGGAGGAGGAGCAGGAUCCAGCUGCUACCCAGCUGCAGGCCGACUUUGCUGAAGCUCCCAAGGAGGUUUCCGAUAAUGAGACUUCGUCUUCCGAGGACGAGGAAGACGACGAAGAGGAAUCUGGCGAGUCCUCCCCGUCUCCUGCCCAGCCUCCUCCCAAGGAGAAGACCCCCCGCAGCACCAAGCGCCGUCGCGGCAGCGACUCAAAGAAGGAAGUGCCCGAGUCGGCAGUGAAGCAAGCCUCGCCUCCUAAGAGAGGAUCCCGCAGCAAAAAGGCGGAGCCCGCGGCUAAAGAGACUCCCGCUGCAGAGACCAAGACCCCCAAGGGCAAGAGCAGAAAGCGCAAGAGCGAGGCGGCUUAAAUGACUGUUUCUUUAAUAUCAGCAAAAAUUUCAAUUCAUAUAUUACUCUUUGAUUUUCCUGAUGUACUUUAUACCCUGUACGGAAUAGGUAUAAUUUAGUAUAAGCAGAAAAUUUAGUUUGC